AUGGAUACGCGUCGUGACACAGCAGCCGUAUCGACCCCAGCCCUGUUCCCAGAGCGUCAUCCGAUGGCGCCUGCACAGAUCGCGGCUGGCGUCCAGGCAGUGCUGGCAGUGCAGCGUCGCGCAGUAGCACUCGGCAAGCGCCCCUUUGCCGCAGCGCUGGUAGGACCCGACAACGACACCGUGCUACUGAUGCAUCAGUCCGUGGACCAGGUACACCACGCCGAGAGCGAGCUCGCUAGGCUGGCGUAUAAACACUACCCGAAAGAGUUCCUAUGGCGGUGCACGCUCUUCAGCACGUGGGAACCCAACGACCAGCUAUAUGAACUGACCGGUCCGGGCAAUAAGGAGAAUUUCACGAUGGACUGGCAUACUAGAGAUGUUUUAAAGGGAUGUCCGCAGAAGGAUAUCGAGGUGAUCGGACCAUUGGAAGAAGAGGGCAGGACGGUGGUGGAAGAGAGCGAUAAAUAUUGGAGUAAGACAAGGACCAGCAGUGGCUUGAGUCGUUGA
This is a messenger RNA of Daldinia caldariorum, 507 nucleotides long. RefSeq names its product cytidine deaminase-like protein. The transcript is spliced from 2 exons. NCBI's taxonomy places the organism in Eukaryota, Fungi, Ascomycota, Sordariomycetes, Xylariales, Hypoxylaceae. The coding region runs from base 1 to 507 and encodes 168 amino acids. Gene Ontology annotation, molecular function: catalytic activity. The record is from RefSeq and is a predicted model, not a curated record.